Schistocerca cancellata (South American locust) is the source of this 1342-nucleotide messenger RNA. RefSeq lists its product as uncharacterized. The record is from RefSeq and is a predicted model, not a curated record. NCBI's taxonomy places the organism in Eukaryota, Metazoa, Arthropoda, Insecta, Orthoptera, Acrididae. The transcript is spliced from 4 exons. Bases 170 to 895 code for a protein of 241 amino acids.
UGGGGUCUUAAAACGUAGAAUGUUAUCUGUUCUUUAAGUGAUAUGUUGACAUAAAUCAAUCGCGUAUUCAGGGAAUGCAAAAUAGGAAACAGCGUACGACCCUUUACGAAAUUUCUGCUGUUUGAGAGGCGUUUGUACCUUCUCGGAAAAAUGAACGGCUAAUAUACUGAUGGCAGCUGAUGAAAGAGCGGCUCGUAGAGAAGCGAGAAGGCGAAGAAUUUUAGAAAAUUCGGAGAACAGGUUGCAGAGAAUAACAGGAAGAUAUGAGAGCGGGUCGGAUGCAAAAGCGGAGUAUUCAACAACAGGUGAAGAAGCAACGACGUGGAAGAGUAGCAUUCAAAAGGAUGCGAUAAAUGGGCUUAUUAGGCCUGUAAAAAUCCAGCAGAAAACUGAAGAACACUAUGAGAGUGCUGGAAGUAAAUAUGCAGACGAAAUACUAAGAAGAGUGCAAAAUUGCAACAUCCCGUACAGCAGAUUAGACAGUCCAAUAGAUGAAACUUCUAAUGAGGCGACAACAGGAGUUAAAGCAGUGGAGCAGCGAACCCACAGAUCACUGUUUUUUGUGUGGAAUCUGCAUUUUGUUUGUACGGCAGUAAUCACAAGAACAUUAUUUGCCUUUGGACUAGGGUACUUAUUUAGUGAGCUUGUGUUUUUACCAUUACUGCUUCUGCUGCUGAGUGAAAUACUGCUGACCAAAACAGUUAAUAGCUCAAGCACUUACGGCAUUUUGGGAGGAGCUCUGAUACUGAUAGGACUGCCUUCACAUUUAGUGACGACUUGUGCCUAUUGUGUGUCUGUAGCUUCCCAUCUGAUUGGUGUUUUUGCCAUCUACCUGGUUUCAUUUACACUCACUGACUGUGUUAUCAACUCACUGACUUCUGCAGACAGUGGGUAGCAGACAGGUGUAAUCAACAACUUUUGACACAGACUGUGCUGGUAAAAUUACUUGCUAUUGCUAUGUGCUGUUAAUUUGUUUGAGAAAUUCAAUAUAUUUACUGAAGUGCUAAUAUCAUGAACUCUUCUACUGUAAAAUUUUGUAAUAGACCUAUGAGGCCCUUCAAAGCUUUACAUAUUGUUUCACACCAGAACACAUAUGAGAGAACAAGUUUUAUACAAAAAAACUGGAUAAAGAAUACACAUGACACUAAUGGCAUUUAUGCAGAAUAGAAAUCGUAAAUACAUGUUACGGCACUAAGUUGUUGCACCUGUUAAAAUACAUAGAACAUCUAUGAUGUUUGUACAAAAAGAAAUAGUCUCUCUCUCUCUCUCUCUCUCUCUCUCUCUCUCUCUCUCUCUCUCUCUCACACACACACACACACACACACACACACACACACACACA